CCGCACUGCCCAGGGAGGCCAGGGUGGGCCGCCGGCGGCUGGGGAGGGAGGUGGCGGCCGUCGCUCCGGGCCGCGGCACUGUGUCUCUCGGGCCGCGGCGGGGCCCCGGGCGAGUCGCUCCGGCUCGGCGGUGCGGAGGGGGGCAGCGCUGGCCUUGCCUGCCCCGCUGCGGCUCGGCGCCGCGACAAAGCACCGGCCUUCCCCCACCCCGUCCCCUCCUCCGUCAGCGUCUCCCAGCGCCGCCCAGCCUUCCUGCCUGGCCCUCCGCCCAGGGCCGGCACCGAGCACCCUCUCCCCGCCGCGGCCACAACUUCCUCCCCCGGCCCCGCACCGCAGCCGCCGGCUCCCCUCCCCGCCGGGGCAGUGGCAACUUUUGGGGCCGAUUCCUGUACGGGGCCCCGGGCGGUGAGGACGAGGAACUGUGCCCGGACCUCUCUGCCGCGUCCCCCCUCCGCCUCGUCCCCCCCCUCCGCCUCGCACGCUCGGGGGAGAACGGUAGUGAGGGUGGCGGGACCGCCCGGGGGGGCGGGGGGCGGCCCGGGCGCCCCUCACAGCGGCUGCGGCGGCGGCGGGGCCUCCCGUCAGCUGUUUCCUCCUGUUUGUUGUCAAGCUGCCUGCGCUGCCGGCAGCGCCCGACGGCGGCGCCGGGGGCCGAGCCGGCGGCGGUUGGCUGCGCGCGCCCCCGUGACGGCGCUCAGCUGAGGCCCGCCCCCGCGCGGGGCUUUGUGUGGAGCGGCGGCGCGGGGGCAACGGCCGCGGCGCGCACGGCCGCACCGCGCACGCGUGGGCUGGGUGUGGGGAUCGCCGCCCCCCUCAGCGUGACACCGGGCCCCAGCCCGUGGCAGCGACCGGCGCUCGGGGCUUCGGGUCGCCUCCGCCGGGGGCGGUUCGGGGCGCGACGCAGGCCGGCGUUGCCGUGAAGGGUUACGCGGGGGUUAACCGCCCUACGGCGAAGGCCGGCGCGGGUCCCGCCGCUCGCAGAGCGUGGGUCAGGCCCCCCGCCCCAUCCCUCGCCGCCUGCCCUGUCGUUAAAGCGGGUCUGCCGGUUGCGCUGCCCGGUUGGGGCAGCGGUGGUGCCACACGGCAGUGCCGUUUGACGCAUCUCUCUUCUCCCUUCCCCAUUAGAAGGUGCUAUUUGUUCAUCGCUUCCUGAAGACUUACUCAUCGCCGAAGCAGCCCUGAGUAAACCCCGUGUCCCUGCCUGACAGAUGCACCCCCACUUGUGAGCUGCAGAAACCUGGGAAGAUGAGAAGCGGAAGCUUAAGCCCAGUUCCUGAGAUGUGAAGAUGAAGUUUAAGUCCGGUUCCAGGAUCUGAGACGCAGUAGAUGGUGCUGAAGCAACACUGAGGCUCCUGAAAUAUCCACAGUCCAGUGUGUAUAUACAGAGUGCCUGCUGGCUCUCCCAAACGUUGAUGGUCCUGUGUCUUCAGGAGAUGCACUCUGGGACAAGAGAACACUGACCGUCUUGAGUAUAGACUUACGUAAGUUCUAAAAAUGGGAAGAAUUUUUCUGGAUCAUAUUGGUGGCACUCGCCUGUUCUCCUGUGCAAACUGCGACACGAUUCUGACCAAUCGUUCUGAGCUCAUCUCCACUCGUUUUACAGGGGCCACAGGAAGAGCCUUUCUUUUUAACAAGGUGGUAAAUCUGCAAUACAGUGAAGUUCAGGAUCGGGUCAUGCUCACUGGCCGCCACAUGGUUCGAGAUGUGAGCUGCAAAAACUGCAACAGCAAACUGGGUUGGAUCUAUGAAUUUGCCACUGAAGACAGCCAGCGCUACAAGGAAGGCCGUGUUAUCCUGGAAAGAGCGUUGGUCCGAGAGAGUGAAGGAUUUGAGGAGCAUGUUCCAUCCGACAAUUCCUGAAGAGACUUGAGUCUCUUUGCAGGUUCUCUUCAACUGAAACUCAAAAAUAAUAAAAUCAACAAAAAAAUCUGCUUACAUACACUGUCACCUUAGCAUCAGAGUCGGAUUCAUGGACUACAGAGUGGGAAAGAUUGUGAGAGUAUUUCAGAUGGAACCUUACUUUCUUUAUUCCUUUUAUAUUUUACUUUCCCUCCAGCAGCUGUUUGUAGAAAGAAUGUUGGGCAGAUGCUGUAACUUUUUCUCUCUUGCAUUUACAUCUGUUAGAUUUGAGAUUGUAUCUACAGAUACAAUGGGCUAAAAGGAAAAUAUUUGAGGGAUUUGUCUUUUGUUAGAGAGAAAUCAAUGAGGUUUUUUUUAGUUUGCACAAACUGAUGUCAGCAUAAAGUUAUUUUAAAACUACAGAUGUUUUUUAAAAACUAUAUUCCAAUUUUUGGCUUAAGUUUUUAGUUAGUCUUGGUUUUUUUUUUUUACCCGGUCUUUUCACCUGAUUUGCUAGCUAAAGUAAAGAGAUCCGAAUUUGUGCCGAGUGCUAAAGGUUCAGUGUUGGUACAGCUUGGGCUGGCCCUUGUGCCAUAUUCUUGUUGAGGUUGAUUGGUAGCACAGAGCCCAUUAUUUCUUGUCGUUCUUGACCCAAAGAUGUCACCAUUCCUUGUUUAUUUGUGAAGUCCCGUUCACCAUGUAAACUGGUGUUGAUUGGAAACUAUUCUUGAAAUAGGGCAAGACUGCUUGGCUUUUUUUAACUUUAACUGAUGUAACUUAUAAGCAUAGUAAUAAUAUAAAAUAAUAGUUGUCUGUUUAGUCUUGCGUUGCUUACAAAUCAAGCUGUGUUUGUAAUGAUAGGGAUCCACUGAGAAACUACUGUUUCAGUUGUAAUUUUUUUCAUUUCUCUACUAAUCUCAUUAAGUAGACAGGGAAUUGCUAAUCUUAAUUCUUCUUCAAGUAGCUUUCUUUAAACCCAGAACUUCCUAUGUUAAACACAGCUGCUGUGUAAAAGGAGAAGAUUGCCAGCAUGUUUGUUCAUGCCUAGAGUUACGCAAUCUGCAGCUCUUGAAAAGAUUAACUUAAACAGCUUGUUUUCAAAUGCUGCUUCUGGUGUUGAAACCUUUAUCUUUCAACUUUGUUGAACCUUUUCAUUGUGAUGUUACAUUUUUAUCUUUCUGGGCAGCAGUACAUGUCAGCCUAGUAGUAACUAGUGAUUUGGAUUCCUGCUUUCUUCUUGUAGAGGUCAGCUCUGUUUAAAACAGUGAUCUUGCUUGCCUUUAGCAAAAAUGCUCUUCGUUAACUCAAGGGUGCCCAAACACUUUCAUUGUGUCUUAAGCCAUAAGUUAAGAUCUCAAGGGCUGAAAUUUAUUUGAAUGUUAGAUAUGUAUGAUUUCUUAUCAAAGAUAAAAGUUUAUUUUCUUUCUUAUUGGAUAAAUUGUGGUCAACAUGAAAUGUUACCCACAGAUGUACAAGGGGAAGCGGGGAAACCCCUCACCCAACCAAACAGAUCUGGGCUCUGACCUUUCAGAAUAACUUUUCUUCACUAGCCACAGCUCCAUAUCUGAAACUAAAAUGUGGAGGGUGACUACGCAGAGUAUUUAUCUUAAUCUUUUUUUGUUGCCAAGUGGCAAUUUGGACACCCCUGACUUGAAUCUACUGUCCAUUUCAUGUAAAAGUAGCUUUAUUAUAGAAUUGUCACAUAGAAAGAAAAGAGAGUAGAUCACAUACCAGAGCUGUGCUUGAAUCAAGCUGCUUAAACGAUAGUGUACUUGUGCCUCAAAUGAAUCAGUUUUUGCACUGAGUACAGUAGUACCCCAUUAUCUUGUACUUCUGUCCUUCACAGACCCUAAAAGCGCCAUUAGCAUGGUUCUCUGCAGUACUUUUCUUGUACUUCUGACAUUACAGUACAAUAAAGUAUGUUUUGUCCUGAA
Messenger RNA from Grus americana (Whooping crane), 3773 nucleotides. RefSeq names its product yippee like 5 (gene YPEL5). The transcript is spliced from 6 exons. The coding region runs from base 1495 to 1860 and encodes 121 amino acids. The record is from RefSeq and is a predicted model, not a curated record. Lineage: Eukaryota; Metazoa; Chordata; Aves; Gruiformes; Gruidae.